AGUUGUGUCUAUAUAUGCGUGUGUGUCUAUGUAUAUAUAGAACUCAGAUAUACUUAAUCUACAUAUACUAUUUUCUCUCCGAAAACUCUCAAUAAUUCAUUCUUUUUUGGGGUUCUGAAAAACGCUUUCCUGCUUUGAAUCUGUGUAUAAUUCCCGGAAAACAUGAUGCUCCAGCAAGAGCUGUGAGUUGGAGGUUAAGGAAAGAAAGGGAUGGAGGGUGAGACAUUUAGGCUCGGCAAUGGCGGUCAGGUAGAUGGCAAAGUGGUGCAGACAUUUCAGAAGAGUUUUGUUCAGGUUCAGAAUAUAUUGGACCAGAACAGGCUACUGAUCAACGAGAUAAACCAGAACCAUGAAUCCAAGAUCCCUGACAACUUGGGAAGGAACGUCGGGUUGAUUAGGGAGCUCAACAACAACAUAAGGAGGGUGGUUGAUCUUUAUGCUGAUCUUUCCAGUUCCGUCUCUAAUUCCGCCGACCAUAUUGCCUCGUCUGAAGGUGACUCCAAUGGCGGGCAUAAAAGGAACAGGCCUGCAUGAUUCUGGGGUUUUAUUAGUCAUUCUUUUGCACGGUUGGCGAAUACGAUGAUACAACUUCCACAGCUGAUCUUGUUUGAGGUCCAAUUCGUAUAAAAAUGGUCAGAUUCUGUAGCUCUAAACUCUCUUUUAGAUUAUCAAAAACAUUUGCUAGAGAGGAAUAAUGGGGAUCUGAAGCUUCGUCUGAUAUUGCAUUGUAAGUUGUGUAAUGUAACCCUUGACCUAUUUGAUUAAAUGAAUGCAUGUUGUGGCCUUUUGCUGCACUUUUCUA
This is a messenger RNA of Hibiscus syriacus, 802 nucleotides long. RefSeq names its product protein ELF4-LIKE 3-like. The record is from RefSeq and is a predicted model, not a curated record. Gene Ontology annotation, biological process: entrainment of circadian clock; positive regulation of circadian rhythm. Lineage: Eukaryota; Viridiplantae; Streptophyta; Magnoliopsida; Malvales; Malvaceae. The transcript has 2 exons. Bases 211 to 534 code for a protein of 107 amino acids.